UCAUUGACAAAACGCAAACCACGAGUACGAUUGGUAGAAUGAUGGACGAAAUGUGCACAUGACACGCACUGAUCGCGGUCUGUCACACUUGUAAUCGCGACCACAGUUGGGUGUAUGAAGGGAUUGGAGUGGAUUGAAUUGCAAAUGAAAUUCGGCAAAAUCGUGCACGGGGACGUUAUCAAUCAAGCACUCAAUUGCUGCAUGCGGUGGUGGUGGUGGUGCUGGACUGUGGAAACAUUAACAAAAGACCGGCCCGGGAACUUCGCUUAGUUGUAUUGGCAAUCGCAGCGUGGUGUUUGUCGUGGCUCUGCUUGAUCUUUGGAAAAGAAGACGUGAAGUAAGGUUCAGUGUAACUUCUCGGUACACCGUUCGUUGUUGUGCGAGUUACGGGGAAAGAAAACAAUGAUGAACUCGCCACCUACUCAGGUCCCACCGACCAGCGUGCUGUACAAGCUGGACAAGGUUGCGUACAGCACCCCGCCACCGGUCAGCUCGGACCCGGCCAACAACGAGUGCAAGCUGAUCGAGUACCGGGGGGCCAAGGUGGCUAGCUUUACCAUCGCCGGCGAUGUCAUGAUCUGUCUGCCCCAGGCCUUCGACUUGUUCCUCCGGCAUCUGGUGGGCGGCCUGCACACGGUCUACACCAAGCUGAAGCGGCUCAACAUCAUCCCCGUGGUCUGUAACGUGGAGCAAGUCCGCAUCUUGCGGGGCUUAGGCGCCAUCCAGCCCGGAGUCAAUCGCUGUAAACUGCUGACCAGGAAAGAAUUCGACAUCCUCUACGAAGACUGCACCACAGCAAGUAGUCGGCCGGGCAGACCUCCUAAGCGCAGCCUGCCCAUGUCCCUGUCACAGACGGUUCACAUGCUACACGGCCUCGGACAUGGAGACCCACUCAAGAAGCCCAAGAUUGAAAAUGGAUUAGCUGGUCUGAAGGCACCUCUACCAUUCAAUGGGUAUGACAGCCUGAUGGCAGGGGCGUCACCCUACUUGCUGACUACCCACCCAGCCCUUGUUUCCAGCGGCUCAUACCCUGGUCACCACAUCUCCUCCCCAUCGAUCUACACCAAUGGCAGCUUCAUCGGGGGUGCCGCCUCCCUCCAGAACAGUCUGGGAAGUCCCAACAGCAAGUCGUCGUCAGGCGGGAGUGGGGACCACCCGGGGACGGACAACGAGAGCAUCUCACCUCGGACUGACCACUCCUCGGGUGGUGGCGGUGGGGGGCCGGGCUCCCGCGAGCUGGCGUCUCCGCCCGUCGACAGUGACUUUAACGGUGAGGAAAAGGAGGUGGAUAGGAAGCACCAGCAAGCUAUGGCCGCUAUGGAGCAAAGCUUAGCAGCCCAUGCCAGGGAUGACGUCCCAACGAACUCGCCAACUGGUCACACCAACAACCAUUCCAAGACGUCACACAUGAAUGGCCUACUGGCUGUGGACGUGUCCAGUUCCAGAUCCUCGUCACAUUGCCAGGAUUCACCCGAGCGGGAGCGGUCAGUCCAGCCCAGCUCCCAUUCCACGCCCCAUCCGCACCCCCACCCACACCCCCACCUGCACCACAACCCCCACUCCCUGAGCAACUCCCUGGGCCUGUCCCUGGACCACAGCACAGCAUCGGCUGCCGCCAAGGAGAUGUUCCCUCCCCAGGGGCCCUCGUCCAUUGAGACACUGCUCACCAACAUCCAGGGGCUGCUGAAGGUGGCGGCCGACAAUGCCCGCCAACAGGAGAAGCACAUCAACUUGGAGAGAGCCGAGUUGAGACUUGAGCUGCUCAGAGAACGAGAAAUGAGAGAGUCUUUGGAGAAGCAACUUAUGGGCGAGCAGAAGAGAUUGGCCAUCAUCCUGAAACGACUGAAGAAAGAGAAGAAAGCUCGAAGACGCCUGCAGGAGCAGCUGGAGCUAAGCCACAGCAAGAGACACAGUGUGUCUGGGGAGACUGAGGCUGCAGCUAUCGCCAGGCAGAACUCCACCGAGUCACUGCGAGCACUCAACGGUGAGUGUGCAGACUCCCUCUCGCACGAGUUGGAGAAGGAACGUAUGGCGAGAAGCGAAUCGGAUAAGAAGUCGGCAGCCUCCGACAGCAGUCCAAUGUCCUUCAGCCCUCCACCACCGACCCAACCGCAAUUCCAACAGGACCAAGCAUAUUAUCGUUGGCAAGAAGUGGAAGAUGGACGCAUGAAACGUCUGGACUACUAAAAUAUUGCUGUAGGCUGCAAAAGCUGUAACAAUAUGCAAAACACAAGAUGCUCAUCUGUAUUAUAAGCACGCGGCAAUGUUCUCCGCCUAACCAAGUAGUCUGGUCUCCAUUGUGGAUUUCCUCUCGUCUCAUUAGUCUCUGGGGGAAUCAGUCUGCUAGCUUUGGAUAAUUUAGCUCCAGUGUGCAAUGCAAGUUGGUCUGGAACCCAGAGCCCAGGAGAGUCAACUUGGGAGGACAUUACUUAUGUAUCCAAGUUGGUCUUUUGCAUCUCAUGUCGCAUGUGUCAAAGUUAAAUGGAAAGCCAUUACUCAAGUAAGCUCAGAGUAAAGAAAAAUCCCCUGGCCGUAGAUGCAGAGACUAUCAGUGUAAGCUUCAAUUUGUGGAUUUUAAAUGUUUGUGUUUGGAUAUUUAGUGAUGGGUCCCAAUGAAGAUUUGGAGUUUGUGCAAGUGUACAGAAUUUAAAAAAAAAAGGAAACUACAAUUUCCUCAGAUGGGGACCUUUGCAUGUCGGGCCAUGUAGCCAUCUAAUUUUUUAUUUAUUCUAGUGGAUGCCAAACUGCUCGUGAGGAAAGCAGCAUUUUUAAUGAAAGGAGUGUAUAGUUUUCAGUUUUCAUAAUUUAUAGUUGUGAGUGUAAUGUGAUUUAUUUUAUUAAUACGUGGGACGCUUGUAAGUAAAUGAUGAAUGACAAUCAGAAGGAAUAGGACCAGUCUUACAUUACAUACAUUCCCAGUGGAGUCUAGCGGCAUUUCAGGAUGGAUCCCUGACUUCAAUGUGUUAAGCAUCUUGUGUAAGUAUUAAUCAAAACUUAUUGGUAUUAAGACAGUGUAGAUAGAUCGUUGACGUCUAAUAGUCCACAUCCCAGUAAUACAUCACGAUUUUUGUUAAUUAAUGUUUUUAUUCUUAAACACUCAGGGUCUUUUAAUGCUUUCUCCCCUUGUUUUUUAUCUAUGCACACAUAGACACAAAUAACGUAGGUAUAAAAUGUGGAUGUGAUAAAGUGGACCAAAAAUAAAAACCAAGUUCUAAAUAAGUUUACUUGCCAGCACUUACAGAUUUCAAAUAGAACAUUUGUAGGGAAAAAGUAAAUUGAAUCCGGCAUACCGGUAUAUGUACAUGUACUUCAGAGAAAGACAGACGGUCAGAAGACAUUUCAUUGGGCGGUAGUUGGCAGUGUCUGGUCAAAACUUUGUUAACUGAAGAUGUCUCCUGAAAUCUGAGAAAUUCCCACGAAGCUUCGGUAUAUGAAAAAUGUAGUCACAAUGAGCAAUGCUACGUACGUCAGAGGAUGCUGAUUGCAUAAUGAAGUGUUUUUGCUCAUUGUGCAUGUCGUGGUAGAUUGUAAUUAUUGCUGAAAUUUGAUGAAAUUGUACUUUUUUGUGGGAUAUCGUAACAGUUAACAAGUGAAAGCACAAAUGCACGUCAAGAUGAACAGACACUGGCCUCUUUAUGCCUUUGAAGUCUUACAGAGUGACCAACUGUUGGUGAAAAUGAAAAUCCAAGUCAAACCCCUCCCUUCAGAAAAAGAAUGGCUUGAUGGCAAACAGCCAUGAAAAUGCGAUCUGCAGAUUUGUGGUCUGAAAUGGAGCCCAUGAAUCCUUUGAAGUAUACACAAAAAAUGGAUGACGUUUAAAAAAAACCAAAAAAAACAUCCAGGCUGCUGACUGGGAUAAGUACAUAGCCUGGUGUGACAAUGGACAAAGUUAUGUCCCCACUCCCUCUGCAGUCUGCCAAAUGAAGCCUGUCUGCCAGACAGUUUUCGUAAUUAGCAGACGUCAAGCCAGACUAUUGGACAGUACACCAAGCCCCAUCUUGAAUUGCCAUGUGUAGUUGCUGCAGGCUUCACUUCAACAGUUUCAUUUGUAUUUGUAUUCAUAAAGAUUGCUUUUUAUAUCAAAAUUGUAUUGUGUACAUUAGCGUCAUAAAAGUGAAGCCAAAUUGCAGCAUUGUUGAUUUAGUUGAUCAGGAAUCAAACAUUAAUUUAGGAAUGUAACUUUUGAUUCAUUUGUAAAGCAUGUUACCCUGUAACUUGAUGCAACAUUGAAACUGAAAUGGGUCCAGUCUGACAAGAAGUCUCUCGCACUUAAUAUGGAUGGAGUCUCUGGGAAUUAUCACAGUAAAUGUUUGGGAAUUCUGCAUAGUUUCUAUCUGGUUUCUACGAUUGUGCAAAGUUAGGUUUCAAGAAUUUUCACAUUUGAUCAUGGAAAUGAUCCUGAAUAGGCCAUUGAAUGUUACCAUAUCAUGUUCUCUUGGAUUUCCGACUAAUCAACCUCAAAUUUUCACACCGAACUUGGAAAUUCCACAUUUGAAUUUUCUGUAUUGUUGGAAAAAUUCAGGAAGAGCCACGGCAUACAUGUAAAUACCCAUCUGUGUGCUUGGGUAUCAUAUUUUCCACAACAGAGGAAUUUCCUGAGGUGAGUGUGGAAAAGAUACAGGAAAGGUCAUGGGAAUCCUUCACUUCCAUUUUGGACGUGUCUUCGGUGCUGUUCACAAUCAGAUUUCUCUGAUCAAAUAGUGGAAAUUUCUUGGGUCAGGAUGAUUCAAAGUAGACUUUGUGGUAAUUAUUCUGUCUGUCAUGUUUUUAUUUCAGAGUCAUAUACAGUAGUCACUGCCAAUAAUUUCAGUUCUUCUUGAAAAAUGAUGCUCUGAAGCUUGAUUUCUUGUUGAAUACAUUUUUAGUGCAAACAUGAAGUUUGUAGCAUCAUUGACUAUUGAGAUCAACUUGAACAAAAUAAUUUCCAGAAGUUAGAAACAAUCCUUUACAUUUGUCUGGUAUAUGCUUGCUUUUCAGGUUGGGUUGAUAAAAGAUUGUGGGUUUCUCUUUCUCACAAUGGCGCAUGUGUGCUAAAUUUGUUUGGUUACCAGGGUAACAUACACAUGAAUUAAUAGAAAUGAGUCUAGUGAUGUCUUAAUAAUGUACAUAAUUUCCACUGGAUACCACUUAUUCUUUGAUGAAAUUUUGUGCCAAAAUUAUUACAUAAAAUCUCUGUGAAUCUUUGAUAUGAUGAAAGAUGUUGGAAAACAUCUGUUAAAAACAUUUCCAUGAAAUUCUACAAUAGUUCACUUUUCAAAAAUAAUGACGGCGUCAACCCACCUUGAUACAUUUGAUACAAGAUAUGUGGCGAAGGAAGACCCUCCCUCUAUUGUGUCCUUAUGUAGACGGAAUCUUUGGAAUUCCUUUCAGAUUUUCGGGGGGGGGGAUAAAGUAGGUACAAUAGCCUUACCUAUAGCUUGUGCAUCACAUUGGGAGUCCCCCUUUGCCACAUUACAUGUAUCAUGCUGGGUACACCUUGAUGAGUUGAGGUCAUAGCGCCUCAGUUUUCAACGAAAGUUUUUGAUGUUUACUUCUGUUUUGGCUAUGCGGGUUUGAUUUCUCUCCAUAGGUUGUCUUGAUGCAAGACCCUCUUUUCCUGGAAACAGUUGGUAAUUGUUCAGGCAAUAACCCCCUGUUCCGGUUUUAAUAUUAAUCUUUUGGUGAUUGAUCAAAUUCUUGUCGAAUUCUUGUCUUGUUGCAUUUAUCUUAAUCUUCAAUGUUUUCUCCAACAUCUUGAUGACUUAUUCCUUAAUAUAUAUACAAGACAUUGACAUGUAAAUACGGAUAGCUAGAUGGCUUACCGAUGUACAUAAAAAAGUCAGCAAUGUAAGAAAAACUUUUUUAAAGGAACUUAAUGCCAGAUGUUGCAUGAGUUCUGGUACAUAAAAGUGUGGUGAUCCCUAGUUUGAUUUUUUCCCUCCAAUCUUUUUCUUGUAAAUUAAAAAAAAUUGACAAUUUGUAUUUUUGAAUGUCUUUCUUGUAGUUAGAAGCAGUGUGCAUGGAUCAUUUCAGAUUCUGUAGGUUUGAAUGUGUGUGUGUGUUCUUGUAGGAUCAUUUCUAGUUGCAAUCACUUGUAAUAUCAGUCUUUGAUUUUCAUUUUUGUUAGUUUUAAGACUUGUACAGAAUUGAUGUUUGAGUAAUGAGGUCCCACCAUUUUGUUAGUAACAGGUUAACCUGUCGUCAUUUGAGCACCGUUUCUUAAAGAGAAGUGAUAAGUUGCAAUAUGGAUAAAUUUGGCCCUGUGUAAGGUUUUUUUAAUUUAAUUGUCAUACAAACAUGUCCUUCAUGAAUAAAAAUUGAAUCUAUUACUGGUUCAAUUCCAAUUAUAAAAACUGCUUGUGAAAUCAUUUUCAGAAAAUUGCAAAUCAUGCCACUUUUUGUCAUAAAAAAAGUCAAUUUAAGAGCGACAGAAGUUUACAUUAUCAGGGUCAACUCUAAAUUUUGCACGACACAUUCAGAUUUGCUGACAAUGUAUUUUCCUUUUCUCAAGUGGCCUUUUGCGUGGUUUUGAUUUUAGCUCCAGUCAAGUAGUUGGAAAAAAAAACCAAGUUAGUAAGUUAUUUACCUUAAACCUAGACAUGUUUUAAUGAUGUUUGUCUGAAUGGAGGCCAGUGGACCCCCCCUCACCUGUUUGGAACUGAGUACACAUUAUUUUACUGCCAUUUUCAAACAUUCUUCUUUCACUGUGUUUGGCAUCAACUCGUGUAAUUUAUACAUUCAACAAAGUGGUAUUGCAAUAAAAUAAAAAACUUUGUAUUUUGA
Messenger RNA from Acanthaster planci (crown-of-thorns starfish), 6762 nucleotides. Its product is annotated as dachshund homolog 1-like. Gene Ontology annotation, cellular component: transcription regulator complex; nucleus. Gene Ontology annotation, biological process: regulation of transcription by RNA polymerase II. The record is from RefSeq and is a predicted model, not a curated record. Lineage: Eukaryota; Metazoa; Echinodermata; Asteroidea; Valvatida; Acanthasteridae. Gene Ontology annotation, molecular function: DNA-binding transcription factor activity, RNA polymerase II-specific; RNA polymerase II cis-regulatory region sequence-specific DNA binding.